CCUGUUUCGGUUUCAACACGUUGAUCGAUGGGCGUCUGCUUAAAAUGUACACCGUACGGAUGGCGUUAAGAUUUUAAACGUCAUGAAUUAUCAGUGUCGCAUUAAGGCCAUGACAUGUACGCACAUCACAGACUGCCUGCCUGGAUGCCGAGCUGCGAUGUUUUCUGUAUUAUAUCGUAGCCCCACGAACGAGUCGCAAAAAUAUUCCAGAAAACCGGUAAGUGAUAGUAAAACAGCUGAACCUAAACUAUGUUAAAUUAUAGUCAUUUCCUUCAGAACCUAGUAGUGCCACUACAAUCUUCAUCACAGAUAACAGACAUACAAAUCGCAGGGUGCAAUGAGAGUAAAAAAAUCAUGUACAUCUUGAAAAGUGAUCCCUAAGUAGAAGAUAUUUAGAUUUGAUAUUGGUACAUCUGUUCUCUGAACGAUAAAUGCGCUUUACUCCGUUAUUCCCACAUUUUGAGACGAACGGGCAAUGAAAAGCAAAUCGCCAUUCUACAAAACGUAAACAACAACGGGUUUGUGAUAGUUUCUACUUCAGUUUGUGCGAUGUGUGUAUGUCGUCUACAAUUUGCUCUCUGGAUAUCUAAAUCAGCGGUAUGGUGCCAACACAGUCGAAGGCAGCCCGUGCUAGUGGACUGAAUUUCAUUCACAGUAAGCUGGUGACGGCAUCGCGUAGUAGAAAUGUGUUGCUCAUAGUUGGUAUCUUGAGUGGUGGAAAUACAUAUGAUAAGGUUCUUCUUCUCAGUGAUAUUUUGAGUGGUGGAAUUACUUUGAUAAGGGGAUCCGACCUCAUCGUUUCGAUGAGGUAUUUCGUUCAGCAAUCGGUUUCUUUGGUGAUUGAUCUCAGUAAUGGAUCUAAACUUUAAAUGUCCACUGUGCGACAGCUACUUCGAGUCGCAAGAUGACCUCAGUGAACACGUGAAAGCGGCCCAUACUUCCUAUUACUACGACACGUUUUUGAUUCCGCCGAUUCUAAUUUAUCCUAGUGAAACCCCGCUGGUCGCAACUGAAACCACCGGAACUGUGAUUACAACUGAGCCAGUGCCAUCCCCUGAUGUGAUUAUAGAGCCCGUGGUUCCUGCGGAUGACGGAUGUUGCGAGUGUGACUGCUGUGACUGUGCUGGAGGUGGUGACGCUGCAGGAAACUCCAGCGGGGAUUGUGGAGACUGCGAUUGCGAUUGUGAUUGUGUGAUUAUGUGAAUAGUGAGGAUGAGCCAAACAGUAGUACCGAUAAAUGCUCCAUUGUUAUCCUUAA
Messenger RNA from Malaya genurostris, 1258 nucleotides. RefSeq lists its product as uncharacterized. The transcript has 2 exons. NCBI's taxonomy places the organism in Eukaryota, Metazoa, Arthropoda, Insecta, Diptera, Culicidae. The record is from RefSeq and is a predicted model, not a curated record. Bases 853 to 1203 code for a protein of 116 amino acids.